Rotaria sordida is the source of this 330-nucleotide messenger RNA. Lineage: Eukaryota; Metazoa; Rotifera; Eurotatoria; Philodinida; Philodinidae. The record is from the annotation of a GenBank genome assembly.
AUGAAUCCUAGUGAAUCCAAUAUCAUUUCACAAACAGACGACAAUGAAUCUCCAUCCCAAUUAAUAGGUCACGAUUUUAUACUGGAUGGUUCAUUAUUUCGCUCUGACAGUGAUGACUUUAAUCAAUUAACUUUAAAUGAUCAGCUUGGCCAACAACAGAAUCUCGCUAUUGAAUGGACUGAAUUAUUGACUUCUGGGCCACUUGUAAUCAAUUAUGUAAAUAGUUUAGUUGUAUAUGCCAGUAGACGUGACUUUCCAUUUAUUCGUCCAUCAUCUAUAAGUCUUCAACAUAUAAAAGGUCUCGACUCAUUUAGAGCAGCAAUUAUUUGA